Molecule: messenger RNA, 792 nt
Organism: Rotaria sordida
Lineage: Eukaryota; Metazoa; Rotifera; Eurotatoria; Philodinida; Philodinidae
Source: the annotation of a GenBank genome assembly
AUGGACAAUCGAACCAUUGCAUGUUCAAUAAAUGUUUGUCAAAAUAAUGGCAAAUGCUUUCUUUUAGACAACGGUACAACAAUAUCACCAUAUUGUUUGUGUAAUAGAUGUUUUGUAGGUAGUCGAUGUGAAAUUGAACAAUAUUCAAAAAAUCUUUGGAUCUAUGGUACAUCAAAAGAAAAUAGAAAAUAUUAUAAUCCAUAUAAUGAAACACUUAUACUUAGUUUACUUGGUAUAGUAUCAUUCAUAAACAAUCUAUUAUCAUUACAAACUUUUUUAUUUUCGAAAAAAAUUCGUAUAACAAAUCUUGGGAUAUAUUUAAUCUUAUUUUCAUUAACUGGUUUAAUUGUUAGUAUUAUACAAAUUGUAUUUGCAUUUAUGAAUUUAACUUUCAAUUUUAAAGAACUGCCAGAAUUAAAUCAUUUGAUACAGUGUGCAUUUAUACGAAUAUUUCAAAAUUCAUUAAGUUUCUGUCUCUAUUGGUUUUGCUUAUAUAUUGCUAUUGAACGUGUUCUUAUUGAAUAUUCAUUUGUUAGUCUUUAUGAUUCAAGACGACGUUCAUUUGUUUCUUCAAGAUCACUCUUUAUAUUAGUACCAUUAACAAAUCUAUUUCCAAUUUUAUUUGGUCGAAAAAGCUAUAAAUAUAAUUUAUAUAAUUUUUGUUUAUUAAACUUUACAUCAAUUGGUUAUACAUUCUAUUUAAUAUUCGAUUAUUUUAACCAUAUAGGUGUACCACUUUCAUUCGCAAUUGCAUGUGGAGUUAUUUUUAAGCAUCUCAUUAAACAUCGUUGC